Xenopus laevis (African clawed frog) is the source of this 1144-nucleotide messenger RNA. RefSeq names its product Krueppel-like factor 1. The transcript is spliced from 3 exons. Lineage: Eukaryota; Metazoa; Chordata; Amphibia; Anura; Pipidae. The record is from RefSeq and is a predicted model, not a curated record. Bases 236 to 1144 code for a protein of 302 amino acids.
GGUGGGAGGUGUAUAUUUUUGAGCCAAUCAGAAACUGACUUUUAAAGUUCCAAAAUCCCUGAAAAGGCAAAGAAAAGAAAGAAUGAUAUAUUGUCCCACAAGAUGAAAGAGAAGAGAGCAGAGUAGGGAAGAUGUUAUUAUAGUAGUAUAUAAGUAUCUAUCUAUCUAUCUAUCUAUCUAUCUAUCUAUCUAUCUAUCUAUCUAUCUAUACUCGCCCCCACUAUAGACAUCCGCUAUGGCUUUAGCAUCAUGUAUGGACCACUGGACACCAGCACAGCAUGAUUUAUUGCAGUUGUACAAGCCGGCAGCCUUACAGAUGUGCCCCAAGGAACCCCCAGAGCAAGAUGAAAGACAUUUAUAUCAUUCUACCACCAUCCCCUCCCGAAAUCCUGAUACGGCUGAAGAAGAUGCCUACUGGGACACUGACUUUCUCUUACAGAACUUCACUGACCGGCCUGUAGGUGGCGACAGCUGUAAGGAAGCCCUAAGCAUGUCAUGCCAAAUGAAGGCCCUGGAAAGCUUAACUCCAUCUGAUAAAUAUACUGAUACCGUUGCACUGUUGGAAGAGGAUGAAGCAAACCUGUUUUCACUAGCCUUGAGCAGCAGUGCUGAGCAAGAGGAAUACAUGAUGCCAGUGUUCCGGUCAGCACAAAUCAGCACGACUGACAAUACACCAGAGUGUGAUCAGAUGGUAAAUCCCCUGUAUCACACUCAGUACUUGGGAUACUCAAACUCACCCCUAACUAUCCUCCCUAAACCAAUCGACUCACACUUCCUAACUAAUUUGGUACCGAUCUUGCCAAGGCCACCAGAUCUGUAUUCUGCAUACCACCAUACUAUGCAGUCCAUCUCCUCUACCAGCCCCAACAUGCCAAGCCAGCACUGUGCUGUACCACCUCCUCAGCAAAAGAAGAGAGGCAAGUGUAAGCCACAGAGAGGAAGCGCCUCCCACCCAUGUACCAUUCUGGGCUGUGGGAAAUCUUAUAGUAAGAGCUCACACUUAAAGGCCCAUCUCCGCUCUCACACAGGUAACAAGGAGUUUAUGGGGAGUGUGUCAUUGUCUUAUUCCGCUAACCAGACCCCUGAGCCCCUUAUUUACAUCCAACCCAAGUCCAAGAAAACUCAGUUCUACAAUGUAGGGUGA